Molecule: messenger RNA, 2473 nt
Organism: Triticum dicoccoides
Lineage: Eukaryota; Viridiplantae; Streptophyta; Magnoliopsida; Poales; Poaceae
Exons: 12
Coding region: 639-2255 (538 amino acids)
Source: RefSeq, a predicted model, not a curated record
AGGGGAAAUACCUUCUUUAUUAGCCAGCGCAGUGAGCGAUGGAUUUCAUUUGAUGCUCCUCUCCUCCUCCUUCAUCCCCUUCCUUGCUCUCUACUCACCGAACGAGCGAGCUGGCCAUCACACGGCUACGGCUUAGCCUUUCCCUCCGGCUUUACCUAAAGAAUUGGAGAGGUUGAUGCCAUUGUUCGAUUCUCUCGCCUUCCUUUCUCCUUCUCCCACAGCCUUUUUCUGCCCGUCUUUUCCUUCCUUGCCCACAUUCCUCGCCUCGCCUCGUGGCGGCGUGGCCUAUCUCCUCUGCUCCGCUUAUUACUAGUACUAGCCUGUACCGUCGGCGGCAAAGGAUCACUUGGUUAGUUGCUCUUCUUCUCCGUGAUCCGUAGCCGCCAUCUCUCUCUCUCCUCUCUCUCUCUCUCUCUCUCUCUCCGUCCUCCAUUGCUCUUGCCUGCCGGCUGCGUCCUCUUCCUGUCGCCGACAUCCAAGAAAGAUUCCGCUCUUCUGCGAGUAAGCUUCUGCGGACAAGGCGGCCGCCGCCGGCCGGCCGGAGGAAGCGGGGCCAUCAUCGCUCCACUCAUGGACGGCUGACCCCUGCAACGCCGUAACAGCAGCUCGAGGUUUCUCGCCGACGCGCGCGGCCGGCCAUGGAAAGAGCCUGGAGAUCAGGGGCGCUGUCGGAGACGGCGUCUUGCGCCGACACGCCAAGGUCAGGCUCCGGCCACUCCUCCUGCAAUCUCCAGCAUCGACACUCACAGAGUAUGCUGAGGACACGUGAGGCUGCAGUGGACAUGUCGCCGCGGUUCUCCUACUGCAAGCCUACCAUCAAUCCGGACAGCAAAAUGCUCCACAGAAGGCACUCGCUGAACUUGCCAGAGCAGUCGUUGCCUGGCCGUCACUCCAGGAAAACAACGGAAAGGACUCAGAAGGCAACUUCAAAGUCCAUCGCAGAUUUAGCUGGGGAGAUUGCGGCCCUCGAGCAGGAAGUCAUCCGCAAGGAGCUGCAUCUUCUGACCCUCUACAGAAGGGCAUUUGAUCAGCAUCUACCCGAUUCCUGCAGUUUUUUGAGUGAGCAGGUGGAUCAAGAAGCAAUUAAAAGUAUUGAUGAGGGUGCGCUCCGUCUAAGAGAUAUCAAGCAAUCUGCAGCCUUCAACUUGCCAACUGUCUCAGAUUCUAUGAGUGAGGUAUCGUCAAGACCGGCUUCGAAGCAUUCCAGCCUAGUGAACUUCUUGAAUGCUUCUAUCUCAGAUUACGUACCUAAGAUCUCUUGCAAACUAUCGGAGGACAUCCUCGGCUGCAUUGCUUCGGUCUACUGCAAACUUGCAAGCACGCCAUCUCAAGAUGCUGAGUCCGUGACUUCACCAAGUCAUUCUGUUUCAUCUUCAAGUACCUUCUCUCCGAGGCGUCGUAAUGAUAGCUGGAGCCCUCGGUGUACCUUCGAUGCCACCACGAGCCCUCGCCAAUAUCCAUCCAGAAAAGAGAAUAGUGAGCAAAACAUAGGCAUGAUCAUUGUUCCAAGGAUACAUAUAGACGCUGACAAGUUUGAAUAUGCGUCAAAAAUGCUGGAGACUAUCAGGUCCCUGAUACAGCGGCUCGAAAAAGUUGAUCCAACAAAGAUGACACAUGAGGAGCAGCUCUGCUUUUGGAUCAACAUCCACAAUGCUUUAGUCAUGCAUGCUUUUCUGGCCUAUGGGAUACAUGAUAAACGCCUGAAGAGCACUGACAUGAUUCUGAAGGCUGCAUACAAUGUGGGUGGUGAAUCAGUAAAUGCGCAAACUAUUCAGAACUCGAUCCUCGGAUGCCAAUCCCAUCGUCCAUCAUUGUGGGUUCGCACGCUGUUCACGCCAGCAAAAAGAUCCCUGGCAGGGUCGACGGCGAGGCACCCCUACGCCCUUCACCAUUCCGAGCCGGUCGCGCAUUUCGCGCUCUCCACAGGAACAUUUUCAGACCCGCCCGUGCGGCUGUACACGGCCAAGAAGAUCCACCACCAGCUGGAGCGAGCCCGGACCGAGUUCAUCCAGGCCAACGUCGCCGUGAAGAAGCAGGCCCUCCUGCUGCCCAAGGUGCUCCACUACUAUGCCAAGGACGCUGCGCUCGAGCUGCGCCACCUCGUGGAGCUGGUGUGCGAGAGCACGUCGGAGACCCAGCGGAAGGAGAUGGCACAGCUCCAGCACCGACUCAGGAAACGGAUCGACAAGUGUGUGGAGUGGCUGCCUUACAAGUCCAACUUCAGAUACGUUGUACAUAGGGAUCUGGCCGAGUAGGCAGGGCAGGCACCGGUUUUCGGUUUUGGUUUUGGGUUUUGUUCUUAUGGUGUAAGUAGUUACCGGGUUUUAGAUGAACCUAACCCAUGGUGUGGUGUGUAAGUGUGUAAAUACAGCUGAAGUGUGAAUUGUGUUGGUUUUGGUUAUAGGGGCUGGGUGUACUGGUGAUCUGAAUUGUGAAAGCUUCUCAUUUUGCCACUGUGGUGUAUACUGCUCAA